Dentiscutata erythropus is the source of this 447-nucleotide messenger RNA. NCBI's taxonomy places the organism in Eukaryota, Fungi, Glomeromycota, Glomeromycetes, Diversisporales, Gigasporaceae. The record is from the annotation of a GenBank genome assembly.
AUGUCCGUCCUAUCAUCCAAAUUCUUUACCUUACUCUUUUUCAUUGUUCUUCUCAUUCAAAACGGUAGUUCAUUUCCCACUGCUCUCCGAAAACGAGAUUUAACGCAAUGUUCAGGAUCAUAUCAUAUUACGAACUUAAAUUUUUUACCAAAUCCGAUCCCCUUAUACUUAUCUUCCUUAACCGCCACUAUUUCUGGAACGACCGACGUACAAAUCACUGGUGGUAGUAUCGUCGCAUCGGUAUACGGAAGCAACUAUACAGUUCAAACGUGUGAUUAUGUUACGUGUCCUAUUGCAGCCGGACCUUUUAGUUUCAAUAUUACUGAGAAUAUACCAACAAGUAUAACUUCUGCUUGUGUAGCUAUAGAACUUGCCGGUGCCAAUGUCGUUUUGAAUGCUUACGAUACUAGUGGAAAUGUUUUGGGCUGCGUACAGGGCAAUGUACCG